Molecule: messenger RNA, 1891 nt
Organism: Peromyscus californicus insignis
Lineage: Eukaryota; Metazoa; Chordata; Mammalia; Rodentia; Cricetidae
Gene: Meig1
Product: meiosis/spermiogenesis associated 1
Exons: 3
Coding region: 1484-1750 (88 amino acids)
Cellular component (GO): nucleus
Source: RefSeq, a predicted model, not a curated record
AAGGCUAUGAGGGUCUGCUGAUUGGCUGCCCGAGUUGUGGUCUUCCCGAGAACUGCUUGCUUAGAUCCAGUAAACCGAAACUAAGGCCUGGCCCCUGGCAGGGCUGUUAGAAAUCUGUCAUGGCUCUGGUCUGGCUCCCCAGCCCUCCCAGUUAACUACCAGUUCUGGGUCUUCUCAAUGAGCUGGCUCCCACUCAUCGUCCUUCUCCCUUUCGCCCUCUAUUUAUUAGCAAAUCAUCACGGCUCUGCACUCAAAAACACUGAUCUUGAAUCACUUUUCACCAAAAUAGGUGAUACAUUAACUAUCACUGAAGAUACUGAUGGGAAAAUAAAGCUAUGGGUGUUAGUUAACUUUCGUUUAGUUACAGUCAGACACCAUGUUGGACGGAUUCCUUGAAUCCACACACACACACUGACACUUAUCUUCUAUCAGGAUCCAGAACCUCUGCGAUCUCUAGUCUCUCAAACGCUUUCAUACAACGCCUCUGAGUCUCCGCCUCAUCACAGCAGUGAAGAGGGCUCAGCUGGGGCGCCCUCUGACUCCGGCACACCGACCUCCUCACCCAGUCUAGCCCUUUAAAGUGCGCACAAAGACCCAGGAGCAGGGGGCGGGGCCGGCGGGAGCGGGGCGGCGCCGACGUGAGCGGGCAGAGCGGCGUCGCUGCGUUGCUAGGAGACGCGCGGGCGGCAACAGCCGCAACAGUUGGCCUCUGGCUGACUCAGCCCACGGAUCCCGAGUAGAGAACACGAGCACCGCUGCGCCCUCCUGCGAGGCCGGCUGAGCGAGGGUAACCGCGGAUAGCGGGAGCCGGGCCUGAGCGGAUGAACAGCGAGGACCUGGGCCCUGACCGCCGUGCCCCUGGCUCCGCCCCGCCCCGGGAGCGCAGGACCCGCCCCUUCCGCCCGGCCGCCCUGGUACCUGGGUUUUCUCUUUUAGGGCGGUCUUCUUUUGGCCCUUCCUACAUCUUAGGAUGGGCUCCCCAGCUAAAUUCGUCCCCUCCCCAAAUCAGCUACUGUAAUGGCUCUGCCCUUUAAUGCCUGGGUUCAGAGGACUGUCUCUAGCCCAGCUUCUUCUGGGCAGGUUAUACCUUACAGAAAUCGUGAUUUAUGGCAAAAAGAAAGUGGUUUCUGGCGGGCAGAGAACGCUAGCUGUGGGAAACCCUCGUAAGGGUGGCUUUAUGCUCCAUAAACGCAAAUUGGCACCUAUGGACUGUGGACCGACCAUAACGGAGUGCUUACGGUCAGGGCGCGGGGCGGCACUUUUGUCUUUAAAAUGAACACCCAGUGUGAAGACUGGGUUCGGAAAAUGGUGUUCUGUUUCGGACCCAGUGUGAGAGCUGGAUUCAGAAAACAGUCCCGGCUUUUGUUCAUUUUCUUGGCCAAGGUUUACAUGUAGUUUAAAGGGAUCCUCAGUUAUAUCCCGCCACCUCCUUGGAGCACAAAUAAUGAAAUAAGAAAUAAUUGCUAGGAAGGCCUCCGUAGCCAUGGCGAGUUCUGAUGUGAAACCGAAAUCAAUAAGUCGCGCCAAGAAGUGGUCAGAAGAAAUAGAAAACCUGUAUAGAUUUCAGCAAGCAGGCUAUCGGGAUGAGAUCGAAUAUAAACAAGUGAACCAAGUUGCUAUGGUAGACCGUUGGCCAGAGACAGGAUACGUGAAGAAACUUCAGCGGAGGGACAAUACUUUCUAUUACUACAACAAACAGAGGGAAUGCGAGGACAAGGAAGUCCACAAAGUGAAAAUUUAUGCAUACUGACCUUUUCAUUACUUUGGCUUGGCAAUCCUAUUUUAAGAAUUCAUUGUUUACACUUUCCAUCAUGUAAAUGCCAUUUUACAAAAUAAUUCAAGAUGCUGUCUUUAAUUCAAGGUCUUACAACAUAAACACCAUGGAAGCUGG